AUGGGCCUCACGCAGACCCAGAAGGACCUCGUUGGUGGAAGUGUCGGAGGAGUCGCGCAGGUGCUCGUUGGCCAGCCCUUCGACAUUGUCAAGGUCCGCAUCCAAACCAACCCCUCCGCGUACACCUCGCCGCUCGACUGUGCCUCUAAGAUCCUGAAGGCCGACGGUCCCCUGGGAUUCUACAAGGGCACGCUGACCCCCUUGUUGGGUAUUGGCGCGUGUGUGUCCAUCCAGUUCGGCGCACUCGAGUGGGCCAAGCGUCUCCUGUCCAACAAUGGCGAGAAGACCCUGGGGCUUGGCGAACUCUAUGCCGCGGGCGCCGUUGCCGGCGUCGCCAACACGGCCGUCGCGGGGCCCGUCGAGCAUAUCCGUAUCCGCCUCCAGACGCAGCCGGCCGGUGCGGAGAAACUGUACAAUGGCCCCCUCGACUGUGUUCGCAAGCUGUAUGGACAGGGAGGUUUGCCGGGUGUCUUCAAGGGACAGGCGGCGACUAUGCUCCGUGACGGUGUUGGAUAUGGAAUGUACUUCCUCGUGUACGAAUACCUGGUCCAGUCGCACUGCGCGCGCAACAACUGUUCGCGCGAGGACAUCUCGCCCCUCUGGGCGCUGACCUACGGCGCGACAGCGGGGUAUGGGCUCUGGGGCUCCAUCUACCCCGUGGACGUGGUCAAGUCCAAGAUCCAGACCGACUCGCUGGACCCUUCCAAGCAAAAGUACAGGGGCAUGCUCGACUGCGCGAGGCAGACGUGGCGCGCCCAGGGGGUUAAGGGCUUCACUGGCGGUCUGACGCCGACGCUCGUCAGGUCGCCCUUCGCCAAUGGCGCUACUUUUGUUGCGUUCGAGCUCGCUAUGCGCGCUAUGGGAAGUCCGGAGAAGGGCGCGCCCGAGCAUGAGCUCCCGGACCCCAUCUACUAG
This is a messenger RNA of Trichosporon asahii var. asahii CBS 2479, 915 nucleotides long. RefSeq lists its product as uncharacterized. Gene Ontology annotation, molecular function: L-ornithine transmembrane transporter activity. Bases 1 to 915 code for a protein of 304 amino acids. The record is from RefSeq and is a predicted model, not a curated record. Gene Ontology annotation, biological process: mitochondrial L-ornithine transmembrane transport. The transcript has 3 exons. Lineage: Eukaryota; Fungi; Basidiomycota; Tremellomycetes; Trichosporonales; Trichosporonaceae.